This is a messenger RNA of Owenia fusiformis, 2154 nucleotides long. Lineage: Eukaryota; Metazoa; Annelida; Polychaeta; Sabellida; Oweniidae. The record is from the annotation of a GenBank genome assembly.
AAGAGAAUGGGGUGUGGUCAUUGUAAUCAUAGGCUUUGUCUUGAUUCAUAUUUCUUCAUCCUUCUGUCUUCAAUUCAGAUAAUGUCAAACCUUGAAGAGUUAGGGUUUCCUGGCAGUGCUGCAUUGAGAGAUGCACUUACUAGUUGUGCUGACCCUCUACAAGCAAUAGAGACGUUUCAGGUCGAAAAUGGUAUCCUUUUGCCAUCUUUGCGACCAUCUCUCCCAUUUUUGGACCUCCAUGGAGUAAAACGAUUGGAAUUUCAUACCUCCAUUAUGGAAGAGCUCCGGGAGCGUCUGAUUCAACAAGUAACAACAUUAAGUCAGAAUGAGUCGAAAGGCAACCAAAAGAUUCUGAAUGAGCUUCUGGAGAAAAGUUUUCCUGUAAUAAAAUCAAAGACAAUGCGCCCCGUUGUCAUGGCAGUUAUGAAACACAUCCCAAAAAUCAAACAAGAAUAUUUGAAAAAGAUAAUGGAAGAUGAUGAACUGUAUAAAGAAAGUAGUACGGAAGUUAAACGCCAAAUAUGGCAAGACAAUCAAGCCUUAUUUGGUGAUGAAGUGUCUCCCUUGUUAUCAAAAUAUAUAGAAGACAAAGAACAUGCCAUAUAUGGACAUGAAAAUGAAAUGGCAGGACUUUUUACGCCAUCUCCAAAAAAUCGCCGCCAAAUGGAAGUAAUUCGAAAACUGGUGCAUAUGGUAGGGCGUAAUGUCAAACUUUACGAUAUGGUAUUACAGUUUCUCCGAACAUUGUACUUGCGUACAAGGAAUAUUCAUUAUUGCACAUUACGUGCUGAAAUUCUAAUGGCACUCCAUGAUGGAGAAGUUACAGAAAUAUGCAAUAUUGAUCCCUGUCGUAAAUUCACAUGGUGUCUUGAUGCUUGUAUCAGAGAACGAUUUGUUGACGAGAAGAGGGCUAAAGAACUUCAAGGUUUUUUAGAUGGGGUCAGGAAAGGACAAGAACAAGUUUUAGGUGACCUGUCGAUGAUCCUAUGUGAUCCAUUUGCGGUGAACACAAUCUGUCUAUCCACCAUAAAGUGUCUUCAGCACUGUGUCAAUGUUGACAUGCUCCCUCGGGAGAAUGGUGAGCUGAUCCUACUACUGAGAAUGUUGUCUCUGGGACUUGGUGCUUGGGAUAUGAUUGACAGUCAAGAUUUCAAGGAACCCAAACUGGACAGCUUACUGAUCCUGAAGUUCUUACCAGCCGUAGUAACAAUGAUGGUGGACGAUCAACUUAACACAGUUAUAACUAAAAUCUCAGAUAAUGCCAAAAUUGUCACCUCCUCUCCAGGAGAGUUCUUCUCAAUGUAUUUGCGCCAGAAUGCUGUGGCAAGUACAAUGUUGCUGCAUUAUGCUUUGCUUGUGUCAAGGCAGAAAGACAAGGCUGCAGUAGAGAAGGUCAUGCCCUACUUAGGUCAAUGUGAAAAUGAUCGUGGCUACGAAGAUACAUUUCUACACGCAUUUGUUGCUAAUCUUAUCUCCAUGUCUGAAGAGUUCCAAGAUGCAGAAUUCAUGAAUAUGGUCAUAGAUGAUUUCUUCAUGGCCUCUCUAUCAAAGGAAAAUGUCUUCAGGCACAUGCUGCGUCUUCUCUGGCAUAUUCACUUUAGGAUACCUCCAGCUAAGCUAGAUGCUACCCUCUCUGCACUGGAACCCACAAGUCAGCAUAGCGAAGCAGUACAUAAUGUAUACAGAUCAUUAAUGGAGAGAGUAGCUAGCUACCAGCCAAGUCCCGUAGCAGUCAUUGAGAAACUAGACUCCCCUUUACUCAGUGUUCCUGCGCCUACCCCUGGACCCAUGACACCCAUGUACAAUUAGACUCCAUUAUUCAGCAUUUUUGCCCCUGGAGGUCAGUUGAUAAUAUCAAGAGACUGUUCCAAAACAUCUAACAUGAAUCAGUACUGAUGGAAAUUGCAAGUAGUUGCAAGUGGUCAAGUUCAGUAGCAGAUUACAGGCCCGUAGCCAGAGGGGGAGCUGGGGGAGCGAGCUCCCCCCUGGAAAAAAGCUCCCCUCCUGGUAAAAGCUGGCUACAGGCAAGGAUUACUACUUUUGCAUUGUGGUUUCAUGCCCUGCUUAUGUACAGUUACAGUUAUACCAUACUGCUUAUGCUAUUGCAAUCAUCACUAAUGUGAUGUAUGUUUCUAUCUAAAUCAUGGCUUCAGG